Messenger RNA from Saccharomyces cerevisiae S288C, 3969 nucleotides. RefSeq names its product flocculin FLO9 (gene FLO9). Gene Ontology annotation, cellular component: membrane. Bases 1 to 3969 code for a protein of 1322 amino acids. The record is from RefSeq and is marked reviewed. NCBI's taxonomy places the organism in Eukaryota, Fungi, Ascomycota, Saccharomycetes, Saccharomycetales, Saccharomycetaceae. The transcript has a single exon. Gene Ontology annotation, biological process: flocculation.
AUGUCUCUGGCACAUUAUUGUUUACUACUAGCCAUCGUCACAUUGCUGGGAUUAACUAAUGUUGUCUCUGCGACUACAGCGGCAUGCCUGCCAGCAAACUCAAGGAAGAAUGGUAUGAAUGUAAACUUUUACCAGUAUUCAUUGAGAGAUUCCUCCACAUAUUCGAAUGCAGCAUAUAUGGCUUAUGGAUAUGCCUCAAAAACUAAACUGGGUUCUGUCGGAGGACAAACUGAUAUCUCGAUUGAUUAUAAUAUUCCUUGUGUUAGUUCAUCAGGCACAUUUCCUUGUCCUCAAGAAGAUUUAUAUGGUAAUUGGGGAUGCAAAGGAAUUGGUGCUUGUUCUAAUAAUCCAAUAAUUGCAUACUGGAGUACUGAUUUAUUUGGUUUCUAUACUACCCCAACAAACGUAACCCUAGAAAUGACAGGUUAUUUUUUACCACCACAGACGGGUUCUUACACAUUCAAGUUUGCUACAGUUGACGACUCUGCAAUUCUAUCAGUCGGUGGUAGCAUUGCGUUCGAAUGUUGUGCACAAGAACAACCUCCCAUCACGUCGACUAACUUCACCAUCAAUGGUAUCAAGCCAUGGAAUGGAAGUCCCCCUGAUAAUAUUACAGGGACUGUCUACAUGUAUGCUGGUUUCUAUUAUCCAAUGAAGAUUGUUUACUCAAAUGCCGUUGCCUGGGGUACACUUCCAAUUAGUGUGACACUACCAGAUGGCACUACCGUUAGUGAUGACUUUGAAGGGUACGUAUAUACUUUUGACAACAAUCUAAGCCAGCCAAACUGUACCAUUCCAGACCCUUCAAAUUAUACUGUCAGUACUACCAUAACUACAACGGAACCAUGGACCGGUACUUUCACUUCUACAUCUACUGAAAUGACCACCGUCACCGGUACCAACGGCGUUCCAACUGACGAAACCGUCAUUGUCAUCAGAACUCCAACAACUGCUAGCACCAUCAUAACUACAACUGAGCCAUGGAACAGCACUUUUACCUCUACUUCUACCGAAUUGACCACAGUCACUGGCACCAAUGGUGUACGAACUGACGAAACCAUCAUUGUAAUCAGAACACCAACAACAGCCACUACUGCCAUAACUACAACUGAGCCAUGGAACAGCACUUUUACCUCUACUUCUACCGAAUUGACCACAGUCACCGGUACCAAUGGUUUGCCAACUGAUGAGACCAUCAUUGUCAUCAGAACACCAACAACAGCCACUACUGCCAUGACUACAACUCAGCCAUGGAACGACACUUUUACCUCUACUUCUACCGAAUUGACCACAGUCACCGGUACCAAUGGUUUGCCAACUGAUGAGACCAUCAUUGUCAUCAGAACACCAACAACAGCCACUACUGCCAUGACUACAACUCAGCCAUGGAACGACACUUUUACCUCUACUUCUACCGAAUUGACCACAGUCACCGGUACCAAUGGUUUGCCAACUGAUGAGACCAUCAUUGUCAUCAGAACACCAACAACAGCCACUACUGCCAUGACUACAACUCAGCCAUGGAACGACACUUUUACCUCUACAUCCACUGAAAUCACCACCGUCACCGGUACCAAUGGUUUGCCAACUGAUGAGACCAUCAUUGUCAUCAGAACACCAACAACAGCCACUACUGCCAUGACUACAACUCAGCCAUGGAACGACACUUUUACCUCUACAUCCACUGAAAUGACCACCGUCACCGGUACCAACGGUUUGCCAACUGAUGAAACCAUCAUUGUCAUCAGAACACCAACAACAGCCACUACUGCCAUAACUACAACUGAGCCAUGGAACAGCACUUUUACCUCUACAUCCACUGAAAUGACCACCGUCACCGGUACCAACGGUUUGCCAACUGAUGAAACCAUCAUUGUCAUCAGAACACCAACAACAGCCACUACUGCCAUAACUACAACUCAGCCAUGGAACGACACUUUUACCUCUACAUCCACUGAAAUGACCACCGUCACCGGUACCAACGGUUUGCCAACUGAUGAAACCAUCAUUGUCAUCAGAACACCAACAACAGCCACUACUGCCAUGACUACAACUCAGCCAUGGAACGACACUUUUACCUCUACAUCCACUGAAAUCACCACCGUCACCGGUACCAACGGUUUGCCAACUGAUGAGACCAUCAUUGUCAUCAGAACACCAACAACAGCCACUACUGCCAUGACUACAACUCAGCCAUGGAACGACACUUUUACCUCUACAUCCACUGAAAUGACCACCGUCACCGGUACCAACGGCGUUCCAACUGACGAAACCGUCAUUGUCAUCAGAACUCCAACUAGUGAAGGUCUAAUCAGCACCACCACUGAACCAUGGACUGGUACUUUCACCUCUACAUCCACUGAGAUGACCACCGUCACCGGUACUAACGGUCAACCAACUGACGAAACCGUGAUUGUUAUCAGAACUCCAACCAGUGAAGGUUUGGUUACAACUACAACCGAGCCAUGGACCGGUACUUUCACCUCUACAUCUACUGAGAUGACCACCAUCACUGGAACCAACGGUCAACCAACUGAUGAAACUGUCAUUAUUGUCAAAACUCCAACUACUGCCAUCUCAUCCAGUUUGUCAUCUUCUUCAGGACAAAUCACCAGCUUUAUCACGUCUGCGCGUCCAAUUAUUACCCCAUUCUAUCCUAGCAAUGGAACUUCUGUGAUUUCCUCCUCAGUAAUUUCUUCCUCAGACACUUCUUCUCUAGUCAUUUCUUCCUCAGUCACUUCUUCUCUAGUCACUUCUUCUCCAGUCAUUUCUUCUUCAUUCAUUUCUUCCCCUGUCAUUUCUUCUACAACAACCUCCGCUUCUAUACUCUCUGAAUCAUCUAAAUCAUCCGUCAUUCCAACCAGUAGUUCCACCUCUGGUUCUUCUGAGAGCGAAACGGGUUCAGCUAGUUCUGCCUCUUCUUCCUCUUCUAUCUCUUCUGAAUCACCAAAGUCUACAUAUUCGUCUUCAUCAUUACCACCUGUUACCAGUGCAACAACAAGUCAGGAAAUUACUUCUUCAUUACCACCUGUUACCACUACAAAAACGAGCGAACAAACCACUUUGGUUACCGUGACAUCCUGCGAAUCUCAUGUGUGCACUGAAUCUAUCUCCUCUGCGAUUGUUUCCACGGCCACCGUUACUGUUAGCGGUGCCACAACAGAGUAUACCACAUGGUGCCCUAUUUCUACCACAGAGAUAACAAAGCAAACUACGGAGACAACAAAGCAAACCAAGGGGACAACAGAGCAAACCACAGAAACAACAAAACAAACCACAGUAGUUACAAUUUCUUCUUGUGAAUCUGACGUAUGCUCUAAGACUGCUUCUCCAGCCAUUGUAUCUACAAGCACUGCUACUAUUAAUGGCGUUACCACAGAAUACACAACAUGGUGUCCUAUUUCCACCACAGAAUCGAAGCAACAAACUACGCUAGUUACUGUUACUUCCUGCGGAUCUGGUGUGUGUUCCGAAACUACUUCACCUGCCAUUGUUUCGACGGCCACGGCUACUGUGAAUGAUGUUGUUACGGUCUAUUCUACAUGGAGGCCACAGACUACGAAUGAACAGUCUGUCAGCUCUAAAAUGAACAGUGCUACCAGUGAGACAACAACCAAUACUGGAGCUGCUGAGACAACUACCAGUACUGGAGCUGCUGAGACGAAAACAGUAGUCACCUCUUCAAUUUCAAGAUUCAAUCAUGCUGAAACACAGACGGCUUCCGCGACCGAUGUGAUUGGUCACAGCAGUAGUGUUGUUUCUGUAUCCGAAACUGGCAACACCAAGAGUCUAACAAGUUCCGGGUUGAGUACUAUGUCGCAACAGCCUCGUAGCACACCAGCAAGUAGCAUGGUAGGAUCUAGUACAGCUUCUUUAGAAAUUUCAACGUAUGCUGGCAGUGCCAACAGCUUACUGGCCGGUAGUGGUUUAAGUGUCUUCAUUGCGUCCUUAUUGCUGGCAAUUAUUUAA